AUGAGGCAAGCAGAUGGAGGUGCCCUGACAGUGCUCGGGUGGACCGUGUUGGCAGUACAAGUAGGCCGUUCAGUCCGGAAAUGCAGAGUGUUUGUGGCGGAAAUUCGAUCCCCUGGAAUCCUGGGAAUGGAGUUCUUGCUGAGCCUUGGGGCUAUAGUGAAUCUAAAGUGUUUGGAACUACAAAUAGGCCGAGAAAGAAUCCGGUGCGUCCGUCAUGACGGCAGCCAGUUCUCCCGGGUGCUGAUACACGAGACGGUCGAGUUAUUACCCGGGCAUGAGCAUGUAGUGACAGGACGUGUACGAUGUACCAAAAGGCCCAAGGGGGAGUGUAUGGUGGAGCCGAUAGAUCGGGACGAGUUGGCUGAUAAUGGACUUGUGUUUGCCCGAGUGUUGGUUUCAGCCGAGGAAGAGAUUAUUCCACUACGAGUGUACAAUCCGGGGAAAGUGACAAGAACCUUACAAGCUGGUACAAAAGUCGGGGUUCUAACUCCGGUCGAGGCGGUUCCAGAGAGUCAGGCGUGCAGCGGGAGAGUUCCAGGAGCCAGUAAGAUUCCAGACCAUUUGAGAGAGCUCUACCAGGAAAGCAUAAAAUCGGUACCUGGAUACAGCAAAGAGAUAACGAGUCUCUUCCAGGAAUAUCAGAACGUGUUCUCGAAAGGCAGUGGUGAUUUGGGUCGAACGAACCUGGUUAAGCACCAUAUCGAUACGAGGAAUGCGGUACCCAUACGGGAAGUUCCCAGAAGGCACCCAUUGGAACACCAGACCGAAAUUAUAAAACAAGUACAGGACUUGUUGGACCGGGGUGUGAUAGAGGCUACCUCAAGUCCAUGGGCGUCAAACAUUGUUCUUGUAGCUAAGAAGGACGGGACGAAACGCUGGAGAAGGCGGGGCUUAAACUCAAGCCUGAGAAAUGUUCUCUAUUUCAACCUGAAGUAUUGUAUUUGGGACACGUGGUAUCCAAGAACGGCAUCCAUACUGAUCCGGAUAAGGUUAAGGCAGUGA
Molecule: messenger RNA, 1002 nt
Organism: Anneissia japonica
Lineage: Eukaryota; Metazoa; Echinodermata; Crinoidea; Comatulida; Comatulidae
Exons: 1
Coding region: 1-1002 (333 amino acids)
Source: RefSeq, a predicted model, not a curated record